Molecule: messenger RNA, 1666 nt
Organism: Columba livia (rock pigeon)
Lineage: Eukaryota; Metazoa; Chordata; Aves; Columbiformes; Columbidae
Product: dynactin subunit 2-like
Biological process (GO): mitotic spindle organization
Cellular component (GO): centrosome; dynactin complex; cytoplasm
Source: RefSeq, a predicted model, not a curated record
GCCCGUUGCUCUCGCGAGACUCGCCCCGGACCUGACGGUGCUUCCCGGAUCCCGGCACCGACCGCCCGUUACCGACCCCCCCUUACCGACUCUUCCCUUACCGGCCCCGGCGCCCACCUCCCGCUACCGACUGUCCCCUUACCGGGCCCGGUGCUGACCCCCCGUCACCGGCCUCCCCGUCGCCGUCCCUCCUCUUACCCCCGUUACCGACUCCCCCUCCCCGUUACCGACCCCCGGCCAUGGGCGACCCCAAAUACGCCGACCUGCCCGGCAUUGCCAGGAACGAGCCCGACGUGUACGAGACCAGCGACCUCCCCGAGGACGACCAGGCCGAGUUCGAGGCGGAGGAGCUCAGCAGCACCAGCGUGGAGCAUCUCAUCAUCAACCCCAACGCCGCCUACGAGAAGUUCAAGGACAAGCGCUUGGGUACCGAGGGGCUGGAUUUCUCGGAUGGCGUCAGCAAGACGAGGAGGACGGGCUGCAGGUCUGGGGAGCGCGACAUGCUCGGGGGGGGCGCCCAGGAGAGCCCCCAGCAGCGCUACCAGCGCCUGCAGCUGGAGGUGCAGGAGCUGCUGCAGGAGGUGCAGCGCGGCGUGGGCGCGGCGCAGGAGCCGGCGGGCGAGCAGCAGCCGGUGGCCGCGGCCUUGGCGCGGCAGGUGGACGCGCUGCGGCAGCAGCUGCUCUCGGGGCGGCUGCAGCAGCUGCUGGGACCCAGCGCCGCCGUCGACUUCGCCGACCCCGAGGGGGCCUUGGCCAAGCGGCUGCUGCAGCAGCUGGAGGUGGCCAAGCACAGCAAAGCGCCGCCAGGGAAGAGCCCCCCCGCAAAGAGCUCGUCCCCGCCUGGGGACGCCGUCACCUUCGAGCUGUACUGGAGGCCGGAGCAGGACCAGUUUGCCCAGACAGCCAAGAUCGCAGAGCUGGAGAAGCGGCUGGCGCAGCUGGAGGCAACAGUGCGGUGUGAGCCCGACAGCCAGAACCCACUCUUGGCCGGGCUGAAAGGCACCAACCUCAUGGAGACCAUGCAGGUCCUGCAGGCCAAGGUCAACAUCUUGGACGUGGCCGUGCUGGACCAGGUGGAAGCCCGGCUGCAGAGCGUCCUGGGGAAGGUGAAUGAAAUGGCCAAGCACAAGGCGAUGGCACAAGACACCGACACCCAGAGCAAGAUCCAGCAGCUCCACGAGACGCUACAGCGCUGGGACCCCGUGGCCACCGCCCUGCCCGACGUGGUGCAGAGGCUGGUGACGCUCAGGGACCUGCACGAGCAAGCCGCCCAGUUCGGGCAGGUCCUGGUGCACCUGGACACGACGCAGCAGGACAUGGUGGCGGCUCUGAAGGACAACGCGGCGCUGCUGGCGGAGGUCCAGAAGACAAUGAAGGAGAAUUUGGCCAUCGUGGAGGACAACUUCGCCGACAUCGACGCCCGCAUCAAGCGGCUGCAGAAGUGACCCCCCCGGCCGUCCCCCCCUCCAUGAGGCAUUGCACCCCUCGGGUCCUGCGACCCCCGGGAAUCGUCCCCCCGCAGGUCCCUUGUUUGUACUUACUCUGCCCCUCCACCACAGUGUGUGGGGGCUGGAGGGCCCCCCCCCCCAACCCUCCACUUGCACUGAGGGGGUGGGGGUGUCUGUACCCCCCCAUUUACCCCAAUAAACAGCUCAAAGUGCAUCCA